AUGGCAUUUACUGGUCUCCUGAGUGAUGCUGAUAUCACCACAGCCCUGAAGGAUUGCCAAGCUGCUGAGUCCUUCAACUACAAGAGCUUCUUCGCCAAGGUUGGCUUGAGUGGAAAGUCUGGUGAUGAUGUCAAGAAGGCAUUUGCCAUCAUUGAUCAGGACAAGAGUGGCUUCAUUGAGGAAGAUGAGCUGAAACUGUUCCUGCAGAACUUCUCUGCUGGUGCCAGAGCUCUAACUGAUUCUGAAACCAAGGCCUUCCUUAAAGCUGGUGACACUGAUGGCGAUGGCAAAAUUGGAGUUGAUGAGUUUGCAGCCCUUGUGAAGGCUUAAGCACUUCAUACAGCCUGGUUUUUUUAGUUGAUGAGAUUGCUGCUGUGGACAAGGGUUAAAUGACAGCUGACCACAACAACCUCUUACCGA
Molecule: messenger RNA, 420 nt
Organism: Neoarius graeffei (lesser salmon catfish)
Lineage: Eukaryota; Metazoa; Chordata; Actinopteri; Siluriformes; Ariidae
Gene: pvalb3
Product: parvalbumin 3
Exons: 5
Coding region: 1-330 (109 amino acids)
Cellular component (GO): cytoplasm; nucleus
Molecular function (GO): calcium ion binding
Source: RefSeq, a predicted model, not a curated record